UUUUUUUUUCUUUUUUUUUUUUCACUCUUUUUUUUUUUCCACUUUUUUUUUCUCUUUUUUUUUUUUUUUUCCUCUCCUUCAGUCUGCUUUGUGUCGGUCCCCGCCAGACCCAUCCUCGGGUCCCCGCCAGACCCAUCCUCGUUUAAUUACCUUUCCUUGCAUCAGAGCGAAAUUCUGAUUGGAUGUCAGGCAACGACAACGUUCUGGCCGCCGCCAUCGUGGCGCUUCCGGGCGGCGAUCCGCUCCGAGCACGUAUCCGCGAGCUUGAAGCUGAACGUGAUGCCCUGAAGCGAGAGCUGGAGGACGCUCGACGCCAGCAUGCAGAAGCCAUCGAUCGACUGGAGCGAGAGCAUGCCGAGAAGAUCAAUGAACUCAACCAGAGUAUCGAGACUCUCCGCAAGGAGCUCAACGAGGUCAACACCAAGUACGACAAGCUUCAAGCCGGCUACGACAAGGUUCAAGCCAGGCUCGACGCGAUGGAAGGCGCUCUCGCACUUGGACAGAUCGUCUACGACCUCGAGGAGAAGAUCGUUCUCUGGGUUCUCGCCAACGACAAGGACAAGAAAAGGCGCUUCCGUCUGAACACGGUGAGGUCCUUGACCGAUCCCUGGGCCCGUACUCGCGUGCCGCAACUGGAAAAGGACGAGCAGCAACGUGCCAACUCUGUUCAGGCCGCACUCACCAGAGUGUUUGGCGACUUUCACGAUGCGUUCAAGGAGGCGAAGAAGGUUCGCUUGGCCACCGCGCAUCCAGUGGCAACAAUGUCGCAGCAGCAACUGGAAGCACUGGCACGCGCACAUCUGAAAGACGAUACUCUUCUGGAAGACAUGCUCAAAAUCAUUGAAUUCUACCAUCUGGAUGUCCCCACCAUCAUUCAGCGAUGCGAGGCGGAGCAGGAUUAUUGGCAAACUGCGUAACCUGAUCGUCAUUGUAUUCAAGUUUUGUAUCGAAUAGAUUAACCAUUUCCAAGUUUAUCCUUGUCCUAUCGAUUGGAAGUCUCCCGUCUUGCGUGCCACACAUCAUUUGCCGAGAUAUUGCUUGAGUCCAUUGUCCAGCCUACUCUCCACCGUCUUAGCUCUCGCCAGCAACGCCCUGUUGUUCGCCCCACUCCCCGACACAAGUCGCAGUGAUUCUGGGAUGCUCGCUGCAGGGACUUUUGCAGCUUCCCUCGCAUCCGCACGAAAAUCAGCCAGCGACCGUUGAUUGGAUCGGCUGAAUCCGCCAGCAACGUACAAAUCGCUCAUCCUCGCGAACGCGUCCUUCAUC
Molecule: messenger RNA, 1266 nt
Organism: Capsaspora owczarzaki ATCC 30864
Lineage: Eukaryota; Filasterea; Ministeriida; Capsasporidae
Exons: 2
Coding region: 183-917 (244 amino acids)
Source: RefSeq, a predicted model, not a curated record